AUGUAUCUGAAAUUCAUUUGCAUAUGGGGAAUUAUUAUGGCAGCUGAUUUUAUGCUUGAAUUUCGGUUUGAAUUCUUGUGGCCAUUUUGGCUUGUUUUGAGAAGUAUUUAUGAUUCAUUUAAAUACCAGGGGUUGCUGUUCUCAGUAUUUUUUGUAUUAAUUGCAUUCGUUGCUGAUCUCAUAUGUUAUAUUUUAUUACCAAUUCAAUGGUUAUUUUUUGCUGCAAGCAGUUAUGUGUGGAUUCAAUACGUUUGGCAAACCGAACGUGGCAUAUGUCUCGGUACUGUAGUACUUUGGGUCCUUUUUGUGUGGCUUGAAGCAUCUGUAAGAUUGAGAGAAAUCAAAACAAUCGACUUGUGUAGACCGUUUGCAGCACAUUGUAUUGGAUACCCCAUGGUCACACUAGGAUUUGGUUUUAAAACUUAUCUUGCAUACAAAUGGCGUUUGAGAAAACAACGUGACGUUCGUAAAACAAAUGAAUCUUAUGUACAGUUAUUAUAUCAAGCGUUACCGAUUGAAGUACAGCAUUCUCAACAAGAUAUAGAAAAAGAAAAACUCAGAGGCCCAUUCCCCGAUCGUUAUGAUGAAUGUACAUCGAAUCAUUCAAAUACGAAUGCUAUUCAAUUAUCAGAAACAGAACAUGUUGCUCCAACUCGAGACAGAGGCGGCAGUAGCAACAAUACUAGUAGUAAUAAUAACAAUGAUAUCCAUUCAACAUUAUUUUCUUCAACUACCACACUAUCCUCAUCCUCUUCAUCAACAACGACAUUUUCUUCGACUGCAACUCACAACAAUAAUAAUAAUCUUAAUUCAAAUUCAUUUUUAUCUUCUUUACUACAACCAAAUUCGACUCACAUUUCUCCUUCUUGUACAAUAUCAAAACGUUCUAAAACAACGGCGGCAGGAACGCCAGCAGCAAAUGAUUCCACUUACAAUAAUCUCAUUUCGACGAAUAAUUCUUCCGCACAGUCACAACGUUCUUCAAAAUCUUCUUAUCCAUAUAGUCAUACAAAUGGACAUGGUGAUGAAGAAAUUAUCGACUCGUAUAAACAACAAAAAUCAUCUCAUUUGAACAGUGUACCCUCGUUAUCUAGUCUUACAAAUGGUCCAAUAACAACAAAUAAAAAGAAAGAAAGAUUCAAUGGUCAAAACACAACAUCAGUUGUAACGACAAAUGCCACUGUAAAUAAUCGACGACACCAAAAAAAUCAAUCGUCACGCGAUUCAUCCACUCAUAUCAAUGGUUUUUCAGCAGAAGAUUCGUCAGACAUGGACAAAAAGUAG
This is a messenger RNA of Didymodactylos carnosus, 1284 nucleotides long. NCBI's taxonomy places the organism in Eukaryota, Metazoa, Rotifera, Eurotatoria, Philodinida, Philodinidae. The record is from the annotation of a GenBank genome assembly.